Molecule: messenger RNA, 4757 nt
Organism: Phytophthora nicotianae INRA-310
Lineage: Eukaryota; Oomycota; Peronosporomycetes; Peronosporales; Peronosporaceae
Exons: 2
Coding region: 232-4365 (1377 amino acids)
Biological process (GO): vesicle transport along actin filament; actin filament organization
Cellular component (GO): cytoplasm; vesicle; myosin complex
Molecular function (GO): actin filament binding; microfilament motor activity; ATP binding
Source: RefSeq, a predicted model, not a curated record
AGAACGCCAGCAAGGCACUAAUUCGUCGAUUAAUUUGUAUCGCUUUUGCAAUGGUCGAGACGCGGGUAGAAACCCAGUUCACAACAGGAAAAACCGCCCAGGCCCGAGGCUUGUGGACGGUCAACACUCUCGAUUCCGCGCACUUUUCGCUAGCGCCGGUCUACUAGAAAGCGGUUGGAGACUCACAGGGACGAGAACACAGCGCCGCCUCUUCAUCACAUCGACGCCGUCAUGGAGAAGGGCGUGGGCGUAUGGCUUCGCGACGCGGAGACGGACGAGUGGCACCGCGCCACGGUUGUCAAGCUAGGUGAACCGCGGGACGACAGCGAUGAGCGCGAGGUAACUCUGCGUCUGACCGAGGGCCCGCAUGCGCGCACGGAGAAGACGCUGCAGAUCGACGUACAGGCGCUCGAGGAGGAGCAGAUCGAUGGCGUGAUGCUAGCCAACAGUAGCGACAUGGACGUCGUAGAGGAUCUGAUUCAACUUCCGCACCUGCACGAGCCAGGCAUUUGUCACACGCUGAACGAGCGCUUCAAGAUCAACGAGAUCUACACGCUCACAGGCGAGAUCUUGCUAGCUAUUAACCCUUUCCAAAACCUCGGCAUCUACACCGACAAGAUCACGCGCAAGUAUAUCCGCAAUGGCGACAAGCGCGCGCUUGGACAAGAAGUGCCCGACAUGCCACCGCACGUCUUCAGCAUUGCGGAUAAGGCGUACCGCUCGCUUGUUAACCCAAUCGGACACAGCUCCAAUGGAGGACCAGCCAACCAGUCAAUCCUGGUCAGUGGUGAAAGUGGCGCUGGUAAGACUGAAACCACGAAGUUCGUGAUGAACUAUUUGGCCACCAUUUCGCAGCACAAGAACGCCUCAGCCGACAGCAACGUCAUGAAACAGGUUUUGUCGUCCAACCCGAUUCUCGAGUCUUUUGGUAACGCGCGAACGAUCCGCAACGACAACAGUAGUCGUUUCGGUAAGUUCAUCAAGAUGGAGUUCUCGUCGGAGGGAAGUCUUAUCGGAGCGUCGAUUCAGACGUAUUUGCUGGAAAAGGUGCGUCUCGCGUACCAGGCCGAGUCGGAGCGUAGCUACCACAUUUUCUACGAAAUUAUUGCUGGAGCCACCGCGGAGGAAAAGAAGCGAUGGAAUCUCAAGGCGCCGACCAAGUUCCACUAUCUGAACCAGAGUACUUGCGUGAAGCGUAAGGAUGGCGUGAACGAUGCGGAGCAAUUUGGUGUUUUGAAGAACGCCAUGCAAACGAUGGGAUUUGAUGAGGACGACAUGGAGAGCAUUUUCGUCACAAUCUCGGCUUUGCUGCACAUUGGUAACUUGGAAUUCGAUGAGACACACCAUGCCUCAGGUACGGAGGGAUCUGAAAUCUCCAACAUGUGCGAAGAUUCGAUGAAGGUGGUACUGGACUUCCUGGAGGUAGACAAGGAUGGUCUUGAACAGGCAAUUUGCAACCGCAACAUCCAGACCAAGGACGAGCACUACUCAAUCGGGUUGCUGCCAGAUGCAGCUGAGAACGCGCGUGAUGCACUUGCGCGAUUCCUGUAUGGAAAGCUCUUCGACUGGCUCGUUAGUCGCAUCAACGAAAUCGUGGAGAAUGACGACCGCGAUGUCCCGUUCAUCGGUCUAUUGGAUAUCUUUGGUUUCGAGGACCUGGAGCACAACUCGUUCGAGCAGCUGUGCAUUAACUUCGCGAAUGAAACGCUACAGCAGCACUUUAAUCGCACUGUUCUGCGUAUGGAACAGGAAACGUACGAGAAGGAGGAAAUUCAGUGGAGCUUUAUCAACUUCCCCGACAAUGGUCCGUGCAUCGACUUGAUUCAAGGCAAGCCGUUUGGUAUUCUUCCCGCUCUUGAUGAGGAAUGCAUUGUUCCGCAGGGUAAUGAUCAGAACUUCGCACGAAAGUUGUACCGUCAGCACGAGCUGAACCCGCACUUUAGCGCUAGCAAGACGGAGAUGGCCAACCACCUCUUUGUCGUACACCACUACGCUGGCGCUGUCACUUAUGACACGUUCGGAUUCUGUGAGAAGAACAAGGACAUUUUGUAUCCGGAGAUCACUGCCAUCAUCAAGCGAUCAUCGAAGCCGUUCGUUCGUGGCCUUCUGCAGGUCUCGCCUGAAAAGAAGACACCGUCUAAGAAAACUAAGGGCCGCGCUUCCAGUAUUGCUACUCGCGUUAGUCUUGGUCUGCAGUUUCGUACUCAACUGAAGACUCUGCUGGAAACUAUCAACGUCACUGAUUGCCACUACGUGCGAUGCUUGAAGCCCAACGACAAGGCCAAGGCCAACUUGUUGGUGCCCAAGCGUGUAUGCCUCCAAUUGAAGGCUGGUGGUGUCCUGGAAGCCGUGCGUGUCAACCGUGCCGGAUACCCCGUCCGAAUUGCUCAUCAGCAGUUUAUCAAACGUUACCGUCCACUCGCCAACGGCGAGUACUUGCAACGCAUCCCUGCAGAAGCAGCGGAAGAAGUUUUUGACAGUACUGAGCGCAAGGAAGCCGCGAGUUUACUGGUGGAGUUCUUGCUCAAGGCUCAUGCCGAGCGGUAUCCUGAACUGGCUGGUGUGUCUUCGGACAACCAGGAAACUGCUGUCGCUGGAAUUCAAGUUGGUCUCACUCGUGUCUUCUUCCGUCGUUCGGCCAUUCAGUUCGUGGAGGCCCAGCUUGCCAAGCGCUAUGGCGAGUUCGUUGUACUGAUCCAGGCUGCUGUUCGCGGUCUGAUUGCUCGCCGUCGCUACGCUCGCAUGCAGGUAUCAGCAGUGGUGCUGCAGAAGGUGAUCCGCGGCUUUAACACUCGUUGCCGAUUCUACAAGCUGCGUGAGCGGCACCGCGAGCUGAAGCGUCAAAAGGAACUUGCCGAGAAGAAACAGCGUGAACAGGAGCGCCGAGCCGCUGAGGAACAGCGAAUUCUGGACGAGAAGCGCAAGGCUGCUGAGCUCGAGGAGCAAAACCGCCUCACUGCCCAGUCUGCAUCGUCUGAUCCAGUCUCGGAUGACUCAUCGGACGGAGACCGCGGUUCGUCUAUGAAGCUGCCUAGGUACUCCAGGAACUCGGAAGAGAGUCGUGGCAGUCGCGCCGUGUCCCGCUUCCGCUUUACCAAGGACUAUGGUGACGAGGACUACUCGAUGCCGAACACCUCUCGCCAGGUUGCAAUGGACCCGGGUGACACGGUGCUGCAUGUGGCUGCCAACUGCUGCAACGAGCAAGAUGUGCUUAAGUUACUUCAGAACGGCUCCGACAUCAACGCUCGCAACCGCCGUGGUCGCACUCCGCUUCACACUGCGUCUCUUUACCAGAACGUCGAGGUUGUAGGCAUCCUUUUGGACUGGGAAGCCGACGUUCUUGUUCAGGACGACGACGGCAACACGCCACUGCACUUGACGAAGGACCCGCGUAUUGCUAGAAUGCUGCUGGAAGCUGGUUGCACACCUAACAUCGUCAAUGCGGAUGGCCGAACUGCCCUGAUCAAUGCUGUGGACCGCGGUGAUGCCAAGACGGUGAAGCUACUGCUUCACUUCAAGGCUGAUGUGCUAUUCCGUGAGCUGAAGCACCACCAGACUGCUCUUCAUUUGGCUGUGCGCAAGGGUCACUACCAGAUCGUCAUGGAGCUGUGCAAGUCUGAUGACAUUCAGGAUUUGAUUCUUCUGACUGAUCGCAAUGAGAACAACGCGCUUCACUUCGCUGUGUCUCGCGAUCGCAAGAACGGAUACCGUCUGGUGGAUUAUUUGAUCAAACACGGAGCGGAGGUGGACAAGGUGAACGCCAGAUUCCAGUCCCCACUGGUGGUUCACAUCAUGACGACUCGCCAGACUGAUCCUGCCAUCACAGAGCUUUUCCUUUCAAGAGGAGCCGACCCGAACAUCCAGCUUGCCGAUGGAUCGACGCUUCUUCACGUUGCUGUUGAGCGUGAAUUAAUUGAUAUCGGCUGUGCCCUAAUCAAGCACGGAGCGUCGCUGAACGCGCCAGACGCCAAGGGGAGAAUGGUGAUUGAGGUGGCGAACAAGAAGUUUUUGAAGAAACUAUUUAGCGCGAUCACACAGCCGCCCACGUGGAUUGACGAAAAGGAGCGUCGGUCGUGCAUGUUGUGUAGCUCAAAUUUCAAGUUUGGCAACCGACGCCACCACUGCCGCCACUGUGGACGUGUAUGCUGCUCUGACUGUUCAGCGUUCACCGUGGAGAUGCACCGUUUCCCGAAGGAAUUCCCUGGACGUAUGACAAAUGGCGGUAAACAGGUCAAGGACCCACAGCGCGUGUGCCGUACGUGCCACGCUGUGUUCAAGAUGCGGUCGGCUCAGAAGGAGUCCAAGUCGGGCUUCAUGGCGCGCGUGCUCGGGUAUGAAUGGGACGAGGUAACUGCAACCAAUUGAGCAUGAUCCCAUACAGAGCACUAGCAAGUAGAAGGGAAGUCCCUGACGAUGUCUUCGCGCGUGGAUGACAUCGUAGGCAUGUGUAUGUCUUUCCAUACCUAUCUAUCCUAGCUGUAAUAAUUGGAGUAGCGCGAAAGAAAUACAUCAUCCAUUUGCGCUUCAAGUUGCAGCUUCAGCUUUGCUACUUCUCCGAAACAUCUACCAGUCUCAUGGUGUCAGGAACAAGGUAACCACAGUCUGCACGGAGCCCCAAGCCGCCAAGACCAUCGCUAGUUGCCAUACCGUCGAAGCACUGACAUGUACCUGUAUUAUAGUCACAAACACCACUACAACCAGCAAUAAUGUAAGUCAGCACUAGAAAAAAAAAAUAGCACCCACAGUCUGUAAACGUA